Messenger RNA from Carcharodon carcharias (great white shark), 1952 nucleotides. RefSeq names its product heparan sulfate glucosamine 3-O-sulfotransferase 3A1-like. The record is from RefSeq and is a predicted model, not a curated record. The transcript has 2 exons. The coding region runs from base 370 to 1524 and encodes 384 amino acids. Gene Ontology annotation, molecular function: [heparan sulfate]-glucosamine 3-sulfotransferase activity. Lineage: Eukaryota; Metazoa; Chordata; Chondrichthyes; Lamniformes; Lamnidae.
CACACACACAGACACACACAGAGGGGAACUUUGCUACAUUUGUCUGGAUGUAACUGGCUGGAUGUGGGGAUGAAUCAAAGCGGCGGGUAAUGCGCCGUGACAGCACAGAAUGAACUGAGUGAAAAAAAAUGCAUCAGAAAGUAAAUGAGUGGCGGGCAGCUGAAGAUUGGAGCCGUAAAACUAGGAGGAUAUAAGACCAAACCAAAAAAAAAACUGGGGCAGCGAGUGGCAUCCAAUUUAAUUCCCAAAUCAGGUUUAACCAAACACAUGAAAGGAUCACACACAACACCAAUAAAAAUAUUUCUUUUAAGCUGAUACAUGGCUGCUGCCUAGUAUGGCCUUCUCUUGUGCCGGGGACUGUUACACGUUAUGGCACAUAGCACAGUCUUUUCGGAAGCUCUGUCCACGAAGGUCUACCGGAAAAUUGUGGUCAUGUUGUGUGUGCUGCUGAUGUCCCUGUACUUGUUGUAUUAUCUGUCGGAUCUCUGCCACACAAUGCCCAGCCCUCUCCGUAACUCCGCAGAAGGCAGCCACCUGGCCGCAGGACUGGAGGGCUGGCAGGCGCUCCGCAGAAAGAGACUCCUGCACAAGCUUCAGGUGCGGGGCUACUGGACGGGCGAGCUCUCCGAAAAGUACUUCCGAGACCUGAGGCUGCAGUUCCAGUCCUUCAACCUCAACCCGCGAGGGGGGACCGGUGGAUCCUCGGCGGGGAAUCCGCCCAGCACCCUGAGCUUCAGCGGCGACGGAGUGAGGAAGCUCCCGCAAGCCAUCAUCAUCGGGGUGAAGAAGGGGGGCACCCGGGCCCUUCUCGAAUUUGUCCGGGUCCAUCCCGACGUCCGGGCCGUGGGCGCAGAGCCGCAUUUCUUCGACCGACACUACGACGAGGGACUGCGUUGGUACAGGGGCCUGAUGCCUAAAACACUGGAUGGACAAAUCACCAUGGAGAAAACUCCCAGUUAUUUUGUUACCAAGGAGGUAGCUGCCCGAAUCUAUGCAAUGUCCAAGGAUGCCAAGCUAAUAGUGGUGGUUCGGGACCCUGUCACUCGGGCUAUUUCUGACUACACGCAAACUCUCUCUAAAAAACCCGAUAUCCCCAGUUUUGAGAGCUUGGCCUUCAAAAACAGGACUACAGGCCUGAUUGACACCUCAUGGAGUGCUAUUCAGAUUGGCAUCUAUGCCAAGCACUUAGAGAAUUGGCUUCUUUAUUUCCCCAUGGGCCAGAUUCUGUUUGUGAGUGGAGAGAGGCUGAUCAGUGACCCAGCGGGAGAACUAGGCAAAGUCCAAGACUUUCUGGGUCUGAAGAGGAUCAUCACAGACAAACAUUUCUAUUUCAACAAGACCAAGGGCUUCCCCUGCUUGAAGAAACCAGAGGGCAGCAGCAAGCCUCAUUGCCUGGGCAAAACAAAAGGCAGAACCCAUCCCAACAUUGAGCCAGAGGUGGUUCAGAGGCUGAGAGACUUCUACCGGCCUUUCAACAUGAAAUUUUACCAAAUGACGGGACAGAACUUUGGCUGGGAUAACUGAAAUACUAAAUAUGUAAAAUAUUCCUAAUAAGACUAUAUGGAGUAAAAUAAUAAGAAAAAAGAUAUUCUGAGCAAAUUUGAUCAGGAAUCCGUUGGAAGCAAGACAACUUUAGCCUUAUGUUCAAAUAUGCAUUUUUCCUGAGUUAUUUAUUUAAACUAUUAGCCACAUAUUACACAAGGGUAUAGAAUGAGCAACCUAGCACAUUUGCUGUAGAGUUCAGUUUUACUUCGAAUUAUUUAGGAGUUUUCAACAGCUGUUUUCUCAAAACAUGCAAAAAAACUUGUUAUUUUUACAGAGUUGCUAAUUCUUUGUACUACCUUAAUAUUUUAUUCACAGAUUUCUUUAACUAAGGGUGCUAUUUCUGUACUGGUAAUUUCUUUUACCUCACUUAUGAGUUUCUAAAAGCACACAUUUAAUAAAGGUUACGG